CAGGAGCAACAGCUAUUACUGGAGCAAUGACUGAGUAAGCCUACUCAGGAGGAGGAGGAGGAGGAGAAGGAGGAGGAGGAGGAGAACAGUACUUGCCCAAAGUCAGAAGCCACCUUGCCGACUGUGCUUAGUUUCAUUGCUGGACUGGCGGAUCUUCCAUUGGUGGGACCCUUCUCAUCAUGAGUGGAUCCUUUGACAAGAAGAUCACUAGCAUCUUGACAGACAUCUCCAGCUCCCUGAGUUGCCAUGUGGCCACCAAAGACUCCCCCACGCUCCCUGAAUCGUCCAUCACGGACCUCGGGUACUACAGCACCCCGCAUAACCAACACGAGUAUUACCCCAGCCAACCUUACACCCAACCGAUGAAUCAUUAUGCGUACCAUCCCCAAUUUAACCUGAACGGAUUAGGGGGGGCUGGGACUUACUCCCCAAAGUCUGACUACCCCUACAGCACUUCUUACAGACAGUAUGGAUCUUUCCGGGACCAGCAGCUGCCCAGCCAAGAAGCAGUUUCAGUGAAAGAAGAACCAGAACCAGAAGUACGAAUGGUAAACGGGAAACCCAAAAAAAUCCGAAAGCCACGCACGAUUUAUUCCAGCUAUCAGCUGGCCGCUUUGCAAAGGAGAUUCCAGAAGGCGCAGUAUCUGGCGUUACCAGAGAGGGCAGAGUUGGCUGCACAGCUUGGACUCACGCAAACACAGGUAAAAAUCUGGUUCCAGAACCGGAGAUCCAAGUUCAAGAAGCUGUACAAAAAUGGCGAGGUCCCCCUGGAACACAGCCCCAAUAACAGUGACUCCAUGGCUUGCAAUUCUCCGCCAUCGCCCACCAUUUGGGACAGUAAUACCCACAACAACCCGGCCAACAGGGGCCAGCUCCCUCAGCCGCUUUUGUACAACUCCCCCCCAAGCUACCUGGAGGACCAUAACUCUUGGUACCACCAUCAAAACCUGAGCGGGCCUCAGAUACAGCAGCAAGGAGCUCCGCCCACUUCUGGCUCGAUGCAUCACCCGUCUCCGGGGCCUCCGCCCAAUCCUGGAGCAGUGUAUUAACCUUCUUCGCCUCCUGGAUGAAACCAGUGGAGCAGGAAAAAAGGAAUGACGGAGAAAGAGCGAAGGAGACAGAGAGGGUGAAGCCGACAGACAGCAACAAGUCAAAACGCUUUGAUAUGUUUUGUAGGACAUGUACACAUUCCAUCUCAUCUCAGGAACAAGCGAACUGUGACAGGGUUAAGAUGCUGGGGAGAUGAAAAAACUAGGUGGAAGGGGACAAGUGGGAGAGAAUUGGUGCUCCGCACUGUACAAGAACUAAUUUGGUUUUUACCCAAACAAUGCCACCAAACCCCACCUUUCCUACGUGGUCGAUCUGUGGGCCGUUUCUUCUCCGCCACCAAAGGUAGCUUCAUGAAGAAGACAUCCAACUGUCUCAGUGGGAGAAGAGCCAAGACUCACACCACACAAAGCCAGGUUUUCAAAAAAAAAGAGGAAGUGUAUGACUGGGUUCCCGCCCCCCCCCCCAUCCCUUUCUCUUUGUUUGUUCAAUGUGUUUGUUAAGCUUCCCAAAGCAAAAUGGUUUUUAGAAAGGUGUCGUCUCGAGGACGGUGAAAGAGUUGGCAGGGCUCCAAAAGCCGUCAUCCGUAGUACGAUCAGGAUUUGCUGCGUUACUCACCCGUGCAAAUACACAACAGGGGAUGAUUUAAGAGUUCAUCUCUCUCUUCCUGUUUCCCUUCGCAAAUAUCCGAUUAGAAAUGUUAAAGGGUGCUUAAGAAAGGAUGGUAAAACAUUGCCACCAGGGUAUUUUUAAUUUUUUUUUUUUAAAAAAAGAGUGUUCAGGACUAAAAUCAGUUCGUCAAAAUGUUGCAGAGAAGCAGAGAGUAUAUGUAUUCAGAAAAAGUUUUCUGAGGCUGAUUCUGCAUGGGCCAAAAACAGCAGUGUGAAAAUGGUGUGAAAAGGGUGUAAAAGGGUUUAAAACAGUGUGAAAGGGUUUUCACACCAUUUUCACACCGCUAUUUUUUGGCCCAUGCGGAAUCAGCCUUAGAGAACUGGUGGUGACGUAGAAUGAGGGAAACAGAAGAGAAGAUAGUUUCUGAGCUCAGGCUGUUUCAUGCCUGUUACUGGUAGGAGAGUCUGUUUAGGAGAUCUGAGAUCCAGUUUGUCUGCUAUUGUGAAUCUGCUGGUGUUAAAAAGUCCCAAUAAAAAAAGGAACGUUCUGUUCUGAUAGACAAGUCCAAGCCGAAUCAGGGCGAAGAUUUGGCUCGUGGGGACAGAGACACGCAGGUACCUGUGUGUCUUCCCUUGAGGGCCGAAAAGCAACUCAAGGAGAGAAGCAAUCUGCACGAGGCAUAUGGUCAGAGGAGGGUUAAUGCUUUCUCCCCCAGUGGCCCUGACCUAAAUUCCCCCCACAUCUCUUUUCAACCUUAACAAAAUUGGUCAUGGAUGAUCCAUUCACAGAUCCUGGAUCAUCAGGUCCAGCUUGACUCUUUGAUACUGAAAACUGAGAAGUCGAAGCAUCGUUCUAGUACUGAGUGAGGUCAUGGGGAGGGGAGAAAAUCUGAGCUUCAUAACAUCGGCUGGUCUUAGCUCUUUUUUGAAGUAAACCGACACUCCUGUUUACACAGGAUUAAAGAGGCAAAGGGUUUGGAUCUUUGGUUGUUACCUGCUGAUGCUGGAGAUUGGACGGGGAGGGGGAAAAGAUGGGGAGUGGGGUUUGAUCUCAGUUAUUAAGGUCACUCUAGGUUUGCAUCCCAUUAGUAGCCCAAAUUUAUGCUGAGGCCAAAUUUAGAAACAAAACUCCCUUUCUUUACUGGGGUGUUUGUAUUUUAUAUUCUAAAAUUGUAAAAGUGGGGGGGGGAAUCUUCUUUUAUGCCAGUUCCAAACAAGAGAUCCUUCACAUCUGCAUCAGCAUUACCACCCAGAUGUUUUCUUCCUUGUAUACCUGAUGUCCAUUGAUACCACUUAACAAUCUGACCUUCAUUUAGGGUUUUUAAGGGGAUGGAGAGGGGACAAAUGUUUAUUUAAAAAUUUAGGAAAAUAUUUAAAAUACUUUGGGGGAUGAUUUAAGUUAUUUUUUUGGAAAAAAAGAAAAGUGAAAAAUCGCUAAUUGUCUUAAGUGUUGCUCAUCUCACGUCAUUUUAAGCUAUUGUCAAAGCAGAGAGCUUAUUUUUUAAAAAAAGAACCAGAACAAAUCCAUCUUGGAUAUUUUUUUAAAUAAACAAUGGUGUGUGCGCGUUUUUUUAAAAAAAAGAGCUGCGGUUUUAAUAAGCGUUCUCUUGUGUUGUACAGUGUCAAGGUUCCUAUUUAUGUUGCCUUGUAUAAUACGUGGAGAGGGAGAAAGGGACUGUAAAUAUGGCUGAUUUGUAUAAAGCUUAUUUCAAAGUUUUAAAAAAGUUUCUUUUUCUUGUUUUUUUUAAAAAAACUGACUUGGGGAAAAAAAAGAAAGAGCAGUAUCUCUUUGAGAUGAAAACUGUGUUCCAGCUUCCUUUCUGCUUUGGUAGUGACCAGAAACUUUAUGUAUAAUGUUAAUAAAACUAUUUUAAAUCUUG
Messenger RNA from Sphaerodactylus townsendi, 3538 nucleotides. RefSeq names its product distal-less homeobox 3 (gene DLX3). Gene Ontology annotation, molecular function: DNA-binding transcription factor activity, RNA polymerase II-specific; RNA polymerase II cis-regulatory region sequence-specific DNA binding. The transcript has 3 exons. Lineage: Eukaryota; Metazoa; Chordata; Lepidosauria; Squamata; Sphaerodactylidae. The coding region runs from base 180 to 1049 and encodes 289 amino acids. The record is from RefSeq and is a predicted model, not a curated record. Gene Ontology annotation, biological process: embryo development; epithelial cell differentiation; regulation of transcription by RNA polymerase II.